Messenger RNA from Sesamum indicum (sesame), 1385 nucleotides. Its product is annotated as FAD/NAD(P)-binding oxidoreductase. Gene Ontology annotation, molecular function: cytochrome-b5 reductase activity, acting on NAD(P)H. NCBI's taxonomy places the organism in Eukaryota, Viridiplantae, Streptophyta, Magnoliopsida, Lamiales, Pedaliaceae. The record is from RefSeq and is a predicted model, not a curated record.
CAAAAGUGAACCUAAAUUGCCGUUGAGGCUUAUUCCAAGUACUUUAGUAAAUGGGUUUCAGGAGAACGGAGAGGCGGGGAUCUGCCAAGGUUUGGACUUUUAUUAGGGGCACUAUGUAUACUUUUCACUCUUUUAUAUGGGCUAGCCCCUUAAACAGUCUUAUUUCAUGAAAGUUUUUAAGGGAACAUUUUAGAUGUUGGAGUGCAUUAAUGGUUGCUCAAAGUAAUUGGAAGGAAUUGAAAAUAUCAUGUGCUUCAUGGGCCUUUUUGCUUGCUGGAACCGUUGGAGGACUUCUCAAAAUUACUCAUUUACACAGAUUAUGGAUAUUGAAACACAAAGGGACAAGAAUAACCCUAAAUCCUGAUAAAUGGAUUGAAUUCAAGCUGCAAGACAAGGUGCAGGCCAGCCACAAUUCCCAGUUAUUUAGGUUUUCAUUUGAUCCCAGUGCAAAGUUAGGCCUGGAUGUUGCAUCCUGCAUUAUUACAAGAGCUCCUAUGGGACAAAAUGCUGAAGGCAAAACGAAAUAUGUGAUUCGCCCUUACACUCCUAUAUCAGAUCCAAAUGCCAAGGGAUACUUCGAUUUGCUAAUUAAGGUGUAUCCAGAAGGUAAAAUGAGUCAGCAUUUUGCUAGCUUGAAACCAGGAGAUGUUGUAGAAGUGAAAGGGCCGAUUGAAAAACUCAGAUACAGUCCAAAUAUGAAGAAACACAUUGGCAUGAUUGCAGGAGGAACUGGAAUUACUCCAAUGCUUCAGAUAAUAGAUGCUAUCCUUAAGAAUCCUGAUGAUAAUACCCAGGUCUCACUGCUAUAUGCUAAUGUAUCCCCUGAUGACAUACUUCUCAAAAAGAAGCUUGACGUGCUUGCUGCCAGCAACCCUAACUUAAAGAUAUUCUAUACUGUUGAUAAUCCAACAAAGGAUUGGCUGGGAGGUAAAGGUUAUAUAUCAAAGGACAUGGUAGUGAAAGGCUUGCCCAGCCCCAGCGAUGAUACACUUAUCCUUGUUUGUGGUCCCCCUGGAUUAAUGAAGCAUAUAUCUGGCGACAAGGCAAAGGACCGGUCGCAAGGACAGCUGACUGGCAUACUCAAGGAACUUGGAUACACCGAAGACAUGGUUUACAAAUUCUGACCCCUGAUUUUUAUGUUCAUAAGCAGUUCAAAGAAUGGACUUGAACAAUAUACAAUAAUUCUAUGCAAAGCAUGGAUUGAUUUAUCACUCCUUGGGCGGUGACUAUGUUUAAACCUCAAGUAUGAAUCUUUGAUGGCAAAAACUGUUUAUGACUCCGCAUUGUAUUGUCUUUUCACUUUAUUCUAUUGAGGGAAAUGAUCGAAAAUACAAAUAACUAGAUUUUUGGGUUUGAAUUAGAGAUGUCACAGUUGUCGGAUGGAA